Messenger RNA from Rhodotorula graminis WP1, 1491 nucleotides. RefSeq lists its product as uncharacterized. The transcript is spliced from 4 exons. Bases 1 to 1455 code for a protein of 484 amino acids. Gene Ontology annotation, biological process: regulation of DNA-templated transcription. NCBI's taxonomy places the organism in Eukaryota, Fungi, Basidiomycota, Microbotryomycetes, Sporidiobolales, Sporidiobolaceae. The record is from RefSeq and is a predicted model, not a curated record. Gene Ontology annotation, molecular function: DNA-binding transcription factor activity, RNA polymerase II-specific; zinc ion binding.
AUGAGCUCGACGGGCACGCUCGGGCACAAGCUGCCGCGCAAGAGCAGCACAAAGGGCCGCCACAUCUCGCAGCGCGACCCUCUGCCCAAAGGCGCGAGCUGCCAGACCUGCCGCACGAGAAAGGUCCGCUGCGAUGCCGGCAAGCCUGCCUGCCGCGCGUGCUUGAGGACGGCCCGCUUCGAGGGGCGCGACGAGGCGAGCGUCGUGUGCUGCUACGACAAGCGUCCUGUCGCCGUCAAGAAGGGCGCCAAGCGCGCGCCCAUUUCCAAGGCGCAGCACAAGGUCGACGAGGUUUCGCAGGGCGCAGUCGACGCGGGUCCUUACGGUCCCUCUGGCUCCUCGAAUGAGAGCACACCUUACUCGUCGACCUUCCCCAACCCGUACCUCACCUCGUUCCCCCUCACGACCCGCGCCGACUCGUACGAGUCGCUCGCCGCCGCCUACUACACGGCGCCUCCACCGGCCCCUCAGCUCACGCCCACCCCGCCCCUCUCGUACUCGUCCGCCAACUCGCCCGAGGACUCGGUUCUCGCCCACUCGCCGCCCGACCAGCACCCGUUCAUCUCGAGGCCGCCGUCGACGUCGGCCUACUCGACCUACGCGACGGGCGGCGGUCCCUCGGCGACGUCGGCGCACGGCUUCCACCUGCCGCCGAUCGUGCCCGGUCCGCACGCCGCCUACCCGCUGUACCAGUCGCUCCACUCGCCCCACAUGGCCAAGCCGUCGAACCCGUACGGCUUUGCGCCCCCGCCGUCGCGCGAGACAUCGGCGUGGUCGGGCCAGCCGGCGGCGCACAGCUCGCACGUCCCGCAGCUCAGCUACGUCCAGCACGACAGCGGCGGCUCGACCCGCGUCAUGUACGGCGACGCGUACAUGCAGCAGGCGCACACGCACGCGCACCCGUCGCCGCUGCCGCGCAUCGAGCCGUACGGCCGCACGAUGCCGUCGCCCGUCACGACGGCGCCGGCGUACACGACCAAGCGCUCGGACCUCGCCGUCGCGCUCCCUCCUCCUCGCCUCUCGUCGACACUCGCCCCGUCGGCGUACUCGACGAGCCCGAUGCCGCCCGUCGGCCCGACGCCGACGCACGCGCCGCGCUACUCCCCGCAGCAGCGCUCGCACCCCGGCGCCGCGUACGAGCACUCGCAGCCGUUGCACACGCCGCAGGACCCGACCUUCUCGCUCCCGCUCCAGCACCAGCAGCAGCAGCAGCAGGCGGGACCGGGCUUUGCGGCGGCGCGCUCGCCGUUCCCGCUGUACGCCGGGACGAACGGCGGCGGCGGUGGAGGAGGCGCGACGGGCGGCGGCGGGACGAUGUGGCCGACGCUGCACUCGCCAAGUGCGCCCGUCGGAUGGACGUACCCGACGGCGCCGGGGAGCGGCGGCGGCAGGACGGCGUCGGUGUCGGCGUACGGCGGGCCCGUCGACGAGUGGCUGAAAGGCCUCGCGACCUGAGGCUUCUUUCCUCUCUCUCUUUCCCCUCGCCUUUCC